UGAUUAUUAUACAUGUAGUAAAAGUUAAGCAAAGUACGCAGAGUUUCCAGUGGAACAGGACGUUUUGGACAAAAGACCUUCAUCAGUUGUUCAAUCACCUGGUUUCACUUCCUACACCUUCAGCUUGCUCAGUUGAUUCUGUCCGAAAUAUCCUGUUUCUCCAGCAACUUUUCAUACCUCGCUUAUCUUUUACAAUAUUUAUCCGUCACCUUUUAACGUUAAAGACUACGAAGCAGUCGAGAUCUACAGCUGGGGGCUGUACAGUGAAGCUGGUUUAAGUUGGUGGCUAGCCAGGUAAGUUUCAGUUUAUUUCGUGCCAACCCUGGCAUCUAGGUACCAUGGAAGUGGCUCGGCGUUUCCAGGUGUUCAUCACCAUAAUAACAUCCUCUCCGGGGCAUGUGAUGUUCUGGGUAAGAGAACUCAAACCCAUCUCGGACCAAUCAGCUGUGAGCAAUGCGACAUAAAUGACGCAACUAAUUCAACUCCCUCAGCGCAAACCUGAAGAAGAAGAGCACUUCACAGAGAAGCAUUCAAUUCAAACAAUUUAUAUUAAAUAAAAUAUGUUGGUUAUAAGUUUUCGAUCCGUUUAUUCUCAUUGUGAGUCUAUAAAAGUAAAAUUACGCAUUUAUACAAUCAGCAAUGUUCCCGAGCUUUGGCAGCCGCAGCGGGAUUGCUUUCUGCGGUUAGAGGAGGUUUAAAGUCCGCAUAUUUCUGCAAAAUAACCUGCUUGUUCCUCAGGAUGUACGCUAUUGGCUGUUCGGUGCCGACGUCACACCUUUACGUGCACGCGCUCGUGGAUUAAUCAUAGUUUAAGGAUCAACGCCUGAUUGAAUUGGAUUGGUUUUGUUAACUCGAAACUAAUCCUUCUGUGAGCUUUGCAAGCGUUGUGAUGAUUGCCCUGACAAAUACGGAGAGAAGAUCACACUUGAGGAACCCAAGCUCACUGUGCACUAUUUUUGUUUGCUGAUGUCCAGUGGAAUAUUCCAGAGAGGAAAGGAACAUGAAGGCAUUCAUGGGUUUCUGGUGGAUGACAUCAAAAAGGAGGCCUGUAGAUCUUCAAGGCUGCGGUGUACAGUCUGUAAAAAGAUGGGUGCUUCAGUUGGAUGUGCCAUCAAAAGCUGUAGACAGAUGGUCCACCUGCCUUGUGGAAUAAAACAGGAGUUUAUUUUCCAGUUCACUGAUUUGUUUCCAUCUUUUUGUAGAAAGCAUUGCCCCACUCAGAUCUGCUCUUCCAGCCCUACUCUGCCUUUGUCCUGCUCCAUCUGCUUGGAGCCCAUCGAGCCUGUUCUCUCCUACACUGUGCUCAAGUGCCCUGCAUGUCAUGGAAGCUGGUUUCAUAGGGCUUGUGUUCAGAAUCAGGCACACAGUGCUGCCCUGUAUUUCUUCAGAUGUACGCUAUGUAAUAACUCGGACCAGUUCCAGCAAGAAAUGCUCAGAAUGGGAAUACACAUACCUGAAAGAGAUGCAUCCUGGGAGUUAGAAGAGAAUGCUUAUGGAGAGCUGUUACAGGUGUACCAACACUGUGAUGCCAUUAAAUGUUCCUGCGAAAAAGGCCGUAGUUACAGUGCACAGUCAGGGUUUUUUGAGAUCGUUCGUUGUACGUUUUGUGGCUCCCGUGGAACCCACCGAAAAUGUUCUUUUCUCAAGCUUUAUGAGACCAACUGGAGUUGUGAUGAUUGCAAAACUGCUGUUGAGGGAACAGUGUCCCCAUUGCCAAACCAUGUUAAAUCACCGCUGGCAGAGAGGCAAGAGAAGAAAAGACUGAUUAAAAGAUGCCUCUCCAGUAUUAGCUCAUCAUUCAUCCCUAAAAGGUUCCAUAUGGACGCAAGUCCCUCAGAGAUCUUAAUGGAUCUGGCCACUCAGAUAUCAACGCAGCAGACCACAGCUGUGCUGGUGAUAAAGGAUGAGGUGGUUGAAGCUGCCCUUCAGGCUGUGAGGCAGAGUGACUUCAGCCCCUGCCACACACUGUCUGUGAGUUUCAGCAGAGACGUACAGAGCCAAAAGGUGGGCACACAGCGCCGCUUCCUCAGACUCCUCCUGCAGAAACUACGGAGUUCGAGUGUCUUUGAAGGACCUGACCAGGCUAAAAACCUGGCUCUCAGCUCACAAGCUCUGAGAGAUGAUCUGUAUUUCGAGAUUGGCAGUCUGCUGGCUCUCUCUCUGGUCCAUGGAGGCCCUCCUGUGGCCUUUUUCUCACGUGCACUGUACUACAGCCUAUUUCAUUACCCCACUGAUUACAAGUUCACUGCUGAAGACCUGGGAGAUGUCACACUAACGCACGCAGUCAAAAAAAUAGCAAAGUCAAGCUCUUUGCCGGUGUUGAGGAGAGUGGUGCGGUCCAUGAUGGACUAUUUGCAAGUAGCAGGCUGCUGGCGAGAGAUCACUAAACUGUCUGACAAAAACCUACUGCUGGAGGACAUUCUAAACUUUUACUUCGUCAUAAGAAUGCAGGUGCCUCUUCAAAGAUUUCGCGAGGGCCUUAGAACUUUAGGUGUGUUUGAUCGAGUCCAGGCAUGUCCAGAGGCCUUCUGCUCAAUUUUUUGUGGCCCAGAAGAAAGGAUGACUUCUGACGCCAUAUUUUCACUUUUCACUGCUUGUUUUUCUGAGGAUGAAGAACAGAAAGCAAAAGAAUAUGCAACAAUGGCUUUCUGGAAGCAAUACAUACAUGAGUGUGAAGAUGGAAGAUGUGCUGCAUCACUAGAGGACAUUCUUAUAUUUGCCACUGGUAUCGAUGUGGUCCCUGCCAUGAGCUUUGACCCUCCUCCUUCAUUAUCGUUCUUUGUGCCCCUGGAACCAUCCUUUGCCUUUCCACAAAGUCACACUGAAACAAACCACCUCAUUCUACCUCUGCUUUCCUCUUAUGAGCUCUUCAAGAAGCAUUUGGAAUAUGCUGUAUGUCAGAUUUCUGUGAUGCAGGGCAUGUGAACUCACCUUUGAACAUUUAUGGCUGAGGUGAAAUGUACAGCUUUCCUUAUACGUCUCCAAUGGUGCUUAUAAUCUAAAUAUGUGUAAAAGGAAAUGGUUAACCAGGACAUGCACUAUAUGGCCAAAAGUUUGUGGACACUCGACCAUAACACUCGUGCUUUUUCAACAUCCCAUUCAAAAUGUGGUCUCCCCUUUGCUGUUAUAAUAACCACCACUCUUCUGGGAAGGCUUUCCACUACAUUUUGGAACGUGGUUGAAGGGAUGUGCUCAUUCAUCCACAAGAGUAUUAGUGAGGUCAGGCACUGAAUAUUAGAUGAGGAGGGCUGAGGUGCAGUCAGGUUCCAGUUCAUCCCAAAGGUGUUCAGUGGGGUUGAGUUUAGUACUCUGUGCAGGCUGCUCGAGUUCAUCCACACCAAUCUUGCCAAACCAUGUCCUCAUGGACCUCACUUGAUGCACAGGGGAAUUGUCAUGCUGGAACAUGUUUGGGCCUCUUAGUUCCAGUGAAGGGAAAUCGUAAUGCUACCUGUACAGGUGUACUUCCAACUUUUAUGGCAACAGUUUGGGGAAGGCACACCUAUGGGUGUGUUGGGCAGGUGUCCAAAAACUUUUGGUCAUAGUGUUUAUAUUUUGUUAGAUUAUGAAUAGUACAGUUGCUCCUUCUGUAUAUACAUCCCAUUGGAAAAUGCUGGUGAUGUUUUAAUCUAUUUCCCCAGUCAAAUAAUGGGAAUAUCCCUAGUGUCAUUAUUUACACAAACAGGAUUAUUUCUUAUUCAUUGCUAAUGAUUAGAGGUGAGCUUGUAAUCAUGAGUCUCAGACAUUGUAAAAGAAACAAGUGGAGAACUUUUCUCAUUAUCUGUUCAUUUGUUUUGUUAUCCGUACUUGCAUUCUACUGAAUGGUAACCCAUUUCUUUAGGCCUUUUUCUCUUAAGCAACACCUGAAUUCAGCUUCUGUCAGCAUUUAAUAAUUGGUAUGGAAUAUGGGGGUAUAGUACAGGCAUUAAAGCUUUUGAGACUGACAUGGUGAUCAGUUAAAGCAGAACUGUGAAGGCUUAAAGGAUUUAAAAAGUAAUCUGAUUUAACAUUUUUUUCCUUAAUAGAAAUGUAUUUAAUCCUUUCGCAACAGCAAUUUUUUUGUUACCCACCAGACUGAAUUCAUGUAGAGGAUCUAAGGUGAAUGUUAGCUACAUCAUUGUUGUAAACACCUGCAUGACAACAUGCUUGAUCACAUUUCCAUAGUUGUGUAUGUGCUGUGAAUAGUGAGAAGGUAUGGGAUGGUGUGCUUCUGCCUGGUGUGAAAGAGCUUGAUGCUUAAAGACGUGUUCUUACUCAGUUCUUUUGUUUUCUAUAAAUAGGUGGUCAAGUAGGUCAAGUGCAAGAAUGAAAUGUGUUCUCUGAAAUGAAAAUGUGUAGUUCUUAUACACUGCAUCAUUGCGAGAUGCAUUCAUUGUGUUGGCUUAUUUUAUUUUUGUCUUCUUUCUUUUCUAAGUUCUUAAGGCUUUCCACUAUAUUCUAUAGAAAUGGCAUGUGUUGAGGUAGCCUUCACUUUCCUUCGUGUCUUUUCCUAAAGAGUUAACUUGUCUUUGCUCUUACAUACUCUAUGAUACAAUACUUGAGUGGUUCUGGUUCUAAGGUCUAAGGCGAGUCAGCCUUCUGUUUCACCUGUAGCAAACCAAGGCAAAUAAAAGACUCGGUUUCAGUAACCACUUAAUCUUGGGCAGGGUUGCUGUGAAUCUGGGGUUUGUCCUGGGAAAACUGGCUGUGAGGCAGAGAAUAUCCCGAAUAUUUUGGAGGGGAUAAUGUACACACAGUUUCAUUUACUCCUUCAUUUCAAUCACCUUCACAUGUUCUUUGGAAGUAGGAGGAAAAUUAAAAACCUUGAGGAAACCCACACAGGUGCGGGAAGAACAUGAGAAAAUCCACACAGUGACACAAACUCAAGAUCGGCCCAGGACCCUGGAGCUGCCGCACGCUGCAAAAAAAAAAAAAAAUUGUAUACUGUUUAUACAUCAGUUUUAACGGAGCCAACUGAUUCAUGGGUAGCAUAAAUAAAACAUUCACAAAUGUGCUGGAAAUGUUUGUAGAUGUUUAGGUGUACUUUUUGAUACUCAGGUAUAUGGUGUUUUCUGUUUUUCUUUAGUCUGUUGUUUUGCCUGAAAUAAUUAACUAAUAAUUAAUAAUUAUGAUAUUCUGGCUUUUCUUUUUGUCAUGAAAAUGUUAUGCAUGCCAUUUAUUUAUUAAAGACUUCCAGUUCUUCUGU
This is a messenger RNA of Ictalurus punctatus (channel catfish), 5182 nucleotides long. It is a transcript of the gene g2e3, whose product is annotated as G2/M-phase specific E3 ubiquitin protein ligase. Lineage: Eukaryota; Metazoa; Chordata; Actinopteri; Siluriformes; Ictaluridae. Gene Ontology annotation, molecular function: ubiquitin-protein transferase activity. Gene Ontology annotation, cellular component: nucleus. The record is from RefSeq and is a predicted model, not a curated record. The transcript is spliced from 14 exons. Bases 967 to 2925 code for a protein of 652 amino acids.